Messenger RNA from Diatraea saccharalis (sugarcane borer), 2686 nucleotides. The record is from the annotation of a GenBank genome assembly. Lineage: Eukaryota; Metazoa; Arthropoda; Insecta; Lepidoptera; Crambidae.
AUGGCCAUAGAGAAAUUAGCGAUGUGCCGAGUCGUUGUUUUAGUGGAUCGAGUCGAUUCGAACUCGAGUCAGUUGGACUCGCAUAAUAGAAUCGAGUUAACGAGUACAAAAUCGAUUCUUCCUGACUCGAGUAUCGAAGUCGAGUCCAGCGUAUUCGAAUCAAAAUUAACUGGUAUUCGAGUACGCGAGUCCAAAGCAGGAAUCGAGUCUGACUCGAGUCAAACCGUACUCGGCACAUCGCUAAGAGAAAUCUUGUAUAUUGGAGUAAAAGUGUUCUGUGGAGAAAUGAAGAAGUAUGCACGGAAUUAUUUAUAUGAUAAACUUCACAGAGGUGGUGUAUUAAUUUGUAUUGGCUUGACAUUAUAUGGAUCCGUGCUUUUAGGUGAUCACUUUUAUAAGUAUUUCAAAUACGUUCGGCCUCAGAUAGAGGCGUCUAAAGCGGCAGCUGAACAAGAACUGUUAGCCGAAGGUUCAUCAGAUAAAUUAUUGUUAAAAGAUUAGUUUAAUGUAACUUAAAAGACUUUGUUUUUAACUGUAAGAUUAAGAAUUUAUUCAAUACAGUCAUAUAAUAUUCACAGCCACUGCAAGCCAACUUCUAGCAGUUUUUUUUCUAUAUAAAUCGAAUGUUAGAGCAAAAUUGAAAAGUUGUUGAUUUGUGACCAAUAUCAAGAGAUAGAUUAGUAUGUAUAUUUGAUAUAGUUAGUGUAAAUAAAAUUAUUUAAAUUCUUUAUAUUUGUAAUUAUUAUUGAUAAUCUUACUAGUCAUAAUAAGUGGACUCUUACAUAUAAAUGGAAUAGAGUUUAAAUUUAAUAUAGUCAAAUAUCUUAUCUUUUUUAGCUUAAAUAGCUUAUCUUUUUCUCUGUUCUAGUAAUAUGUAGUUGAAUUUAAUGUUUUGGUCUUUGACAGUUAAAUAUGGUACUAUCUUUUCUCAAUUCAAAAUAAAGUCAAUUUAUUGUUUGAAUACUUUUAUGUCUUGACACUUAGAUAAUCUAAGUUCCACUUAGAUAAUCUAGUUUAAGUAAGUUUAUCUAAUCACAUCAUGCAUGUAAUCAAAGAAAUAUACUCCUGUCUGCUAUAAUAUUGAUUUUAGUAAAUUUAAUUCUUUUAUCUUAGUUAUUUGCAGAAUUCAAAAUGUAGUUUUAUAGGACUCAAACUAAAGUUUUUAAUGUUGUAGAAAUAUGAUAGUCACAAUGUUUUAUAUAGAUACUUAUGCAGCAUUUAUAUUUUGUUUUCUGAAGUAGAAGUCCAAAUAUUUUUAUUGCGAUUAAUUUCGAACAGUUGAUUCAAGACCUAUUGUGAUGAUUAUUCAUCACUUUAGAUUAAAUUUCAACACAAAUAAUGUAUUGAAAAAUCACUAUGUGAUGCAUAUUCACUAUUGUAAUAAAAAAAUAAUAAGAGCAAUAUUUUAAGGUUAAAAUAUUUGAUAAGCUUAGCGGCCAGUGUUGGCACAGCGAUUCCAGCUUUCCAAAUAUAUUAAGGUACUCUGUGAAUUAAGCCAAAAUUAGCCGACUGCGGCGCAAAAUCAGAAAAGCACUAGUAGCACUACGGAUCGCAGGCCAAAUGCAUCCCUAGUUUGACCAGACUGUUAAGAUGAGGUUUUAUAAGGGUAGACCCGGUGGGCUCCUUGCCGGAUCUCAAGUCCUUCUCCCCUCAGAGAGUACUCGUAGUUUCAGUAUGGGUGUGUUGUAGGAAGUCCUUGUUUAAGGCUUAAGGUUGCAUUAUAAAGGGUCCUUGACUAUGUAACAUAAAAUAUUUUGAAUAUUUAAUAGGAGGGGCUUGACUUCGAUUGACCUUAUUUUUUUGUUAACACAGGGGAAAUGCACCUUGAGCCUUAAAUCAGGGCUCCUCUUCCUUCCCUUAAAAGGGUAGGUUAGUGAGGGAAGCCGUACCUGGUAAAACCCGCUGCGGUUCACUUCAUGCGGAUGGAUGGGUCCGGUAUCCAGCAAGGAGGGCCCGGACCCAAUCCGCGCUGGAACUUCUCUGGGGGAGAGAGAAGUCGCCCUCUGCGGGAAGGAAAAGACAGCCUUUCCCAGAUGGUGGACCGUGCCUGCGAGCUAAUACGGGGUGGGGUGUGAGUCCUGUCUCGUCGAUCCACAGAGGGGUGGGAUGCGUUAAUACGCGAUCCCACGUCCGAGGCACGGGGCGCGGACCCGCCGCCGCCAUGCUCGUCUGAGCGAGAAUCAUCUUGGUCCACGGAAUCGCCUUGCUUAGUAUCGUCGCUCAACAGUCAUUCCUCGAAGGAGGGGUGAAGAGAACACCGGUACCAGCGGGUGAGGAAUUUAGACCGGCGGACCCCACAAAGGGCGACUGCGUGCCCGCAAUCUAGCCCUUCGCUGGGCCCGCCGACCGGCACCGUCACCAGCGGUUUCGCGGAGAAAGAUUGGCCAAUCAGGUUGAGAUGGUGGUUUCGUUGGCGUAAGGCUUCGAUUGACCUAAGGUUUUAUGCAAAUUUUUAUAUUUUCACUAUCUCACCAGUUUUUAACUGGAACAGAAAAAGAUACAUAAAUCUAAACUAACCUAAGACCUAAACUAACUUCAUUUGAGGUCGGGCUAGUAAAAAGCCUCGACUUCGAACGGGUAUAAUUUAAACCUUUUUUUCUUUUUUUUUUCAUAUACUUUAUGUGGUGGUAAUCUCAAUCGUAUAAAAUUGUGGCUUCACUUUGAAAAUAAUAAAUCUUUCAGUUUU